Zophobas morio is the source of this 2111-nucleotide messenger RNA. RefSeq lists its product as uncharacterized. The coding region runs from base 69 to 2027 and encodes 652 amino acids. The record is from RefSeq and is a predicted model, not a curated record. The transcript is spliced from 8 exons. Lineage: Eukaryota; Metazoa; Arthropoda; Insecta; Coleoptera; Tenebrionidae.
UUUUGAUAAAUAUAGCGCUCACACUUCACCUAAAGAAUUUGCUCAACUUUACAAAUUUAGGUGCAAAAAUGCGUGGUUUUGUCGUGUUUUUGAUUACUAUUGCAUCUUUGCCUUUUGUGGCACCUACCCCCGUCUUGACAGUUUUCGAACUAAGUGUUAAAAUUAUCGAAAUCACAAAAAGUCUGUUAGAAACAGUUGUGAGUUUGAACGAGUUUGCCGACACAGCUGAUCCCACCAAUAAAAAAGUAAAAUUUUUAUUUUCGAGCCUAGAUAGCAUCGCGGUUCAGACUGGAGAAAUAAAUGAAAAAAUUCACCAAGCUGACGAAACCGUAAAUAUAAUUACCAGGACGGCACAGAAUUUACCAGAUGAUAUUCGAUUUGAAUUAAAGUUAAAUGAGAUACAUAUGAAGCAAAUCUACCUGAAUAUUUAUUAUAGAGAUAUGGAGAAGUAUGUGAGAGAUGCUGAUGAGUUUGAAAAUUCAACGUUGAUUAAUUUUGCUGAUGGAGCUGUGUCCAAUAUGUCUAAUUCUGUCGCAUUUCUGAUAGAAUCGAUCCAUCAACAAGUAACAUCUCAAGAUUUCUUAUAUCUUUUUUCGGAAAGUUUUGACCCCACUAUGAACAACUAUUUUUGCACAGAGGGACAAUCAGCUGCUCAGAUAUUACACAACUUUAUGAAUGAACUGCUUGUAUUGAACGUGAAGAGUUAUACUGUCAUAUGUGCGGCUUAUAUGAUCAAAAAUUUGUACAAAAGUGGUAAUUUUUCCAAAGAAAUAGAAGACACUAGUGAACAAUUCCAAAAGAGAAUUAACACUUUGAUGUUAGCUGUAAAGCCUUACAUGGCAAAAACCUCAACGGAAUUGUGGAGGUGUGACCCCUACCAUCAUGAAAAAGAAAUAACGUACAUUGAAAUCACGAACUUCCUUCAUGGCAUUAUUUUAAACCAAAUGAAUCUAGAUCCACGUAGAGAAUGUCGUGAUGGAUGCGACACUUUUACAUAUACAGAGAAGUAUAAUUGUCAGGAUGAAUGGUGCAAGGAAGAAAUAACAUGUCCGAAAGUUAUGAACUGCCGCUACAUCGAUUCGUCGAUGGAAGUUUGUCGCUCCAGUAACAUAUUUACAACUAACAGAAGAUACGACUAUAUCGAGUUUACAAACGGAAACCGUUUUGGAGAAAAAAACAACUGUAGCUCUAAAACCAUUCACUUGGAAACUUAUCGAAAUUGGCUAAUUUAUGGAUGCGCGUACUGUUACUGUUUGUGUGAAGAAGGGCCAAAAUUCUUUUCCGAUAGAUACAUUAACAUGCGUUUGGUUCAGUCAAACGUUACUGACAAUAAAGUUGUGACCGGUUUACGUUUCGUCAGGCAUUAUAAAGUCAUUCAUCUGCAAGUACAAGAAGGGAGACUUCUCCCAUACGGACAAAUUGAUGUUGAUAGUGUUCGUUGGGUACCACUUGAAGAUUACAGUGUCCUUGACAAAACUUAUCGCGAUGGUAAAGACUACUACACGUUUAAAUGGGAUCAAAGACACCUCGAUUUAGCUGACAUUAUGGCCGAAGAAGGAAGUGUUGUAACGGGGGUUGCAUUUAAAAAAGUCGAUACUCGCUUACAUUUGCAGGUACAAACUACUCCAUUCAACUUCAUAACAGGGAAACUUACAAACAAAUUAAGUUCUUUAAGAGAUGACCCUGGCAUCGCUCUUAAACAUAGAUUCGACUCACAAUUGCAGCUUGAUAGGGUCGAUGUUCCUACUCGUUCAAGAUCACCUUCGCAUCAGUUUACAACGAAUAAGUUAGUCGAGUUUACUAAUACCGGUUAUGAAAAAGAUGCCGGUCAAACGACAGUGCCCUUCUUUGAUGCGCAACCUUUAGAAUCAGCAAUACCUGUACCGUUGGUAGGAGUUGGAGUUUUUCAUAAGGGAAAAUCGGGGUUUGGAGGAUUUAUUACACCCAGAAUUUUCACCUACAAUUUCACGAAACAUUUAGGACCCGUUUUUUCUCUAGAUAAAAACGGACGUUUACGUAUUAAUUGAUUCUGAUGUUUAGAAUAGUAAUUAUCCUGUGGGACAAUUUACAUAAUAUUGGAUAAAACUAUUAAAUAAAAAUAUAAAGUUAGA